Nylanderia fulva is the source of this 3197-nucleotide messenger RNA. It is a transcript of the gene qua, whose product is annotated as villin like protein quail. The record is from RefSeq and is a predicted model, not a curated record. Gene Ontology annotation, biological process: actin filament severing; cytoskeleton organization; actin polymerization or depolymerization. Gene Ontology annotation, cellular component: cytoplasm; actin cytoskeleton. NCBI's taxonomy places the organism in Eukaryota, Metazoa, Arthropoda, Insecta, Hymenoptera, Formicidae. Gene Ontology annotation, molecular function: phosphatidylinositol-4,5-bisphosphate binding; actin filament binding.
AUGAAAAAUCAAGUGCAAUUAGAGAAAAAAUUGUUUGAAAAGAGAGAAAUCUUCGAAAUUGGAAUUGUUGGUGAUAAAGAUGACGAGCAUGCUAUAUGAAGAUUUGAAUAUCAUCCCACAGGAUGACAGAAGCUACCGCAGUGAUGAUUCCGGUGGCGAAGUCUUCAGGAACAUUCCAAAGAACAGCAGCAUCUUUCGCGUCUGGAAGAUUGAAGGUUUGCGCGCAACAGCCGUAACCAGCAGCAACAUGGGGCUCUUCCUCUCCGAAUCGGCUUACAUCGUCUAUGCUGCAUCCGCGAAGGACGGGCCUCUCCCUUACCCAAGCAUGCCGAUCAAGGACCUGAAGGAUACCUCGGUAGUACGUGCCAUCCACUUCUGGAUUGGUGUCAACUGCGAUACAACAGUAUCCGGUGCCGCGGCUCUUCGCGCCGCCGAGCUGGACUCGCAAGCCUCGGCGAUGAUCCUGAUGCGGGAAGCGCAAGGCCGCGAGAGUCCCCGGUUCCUCAGCUACUUCCGACAGCGAUUGAUCAUCGAAAACUUGCACUUCGAAGAUCUGCCAGUCUGCACUCUGCAUCGAGUCUCCGGGGUGGCUGUGCCGAUCCUAACGGAGCUUAUGGGAGUCCGCUGGGAACAUUUUAGUUGUCGCGAUGUCAUCCUAGUGGACAUUCGCACAAAAGGUGUCAUCUUCCUGUGGUUAGGAUCUCUAUCAGAUCCGCUGCACAAACGUCAUGCUGCUAGUCUUCUAGAGUCCCGAAAAGAGAAUAAUAACGGCCGUGUAGUGGUGGUCGAGGACGGCUACGAGCAAACAUUGCCCGAAGAGGACAAACAACUCUUCAGCAGUGUGUUGGAUUCCUCGAUGAGGAUGGUAGCGCCUGAUCGUCAGCACCGCAUCAAUCCACCGAGUCCCAUCAAGUUGUACAAGUGCAGCGAGCAAUCAGGCAAGUACAAGGUCGCCGAACUGAAGUCCGGACCGAUCCUUUGCGGCGAUCUAACUUCCAAUUCCGUGUAUCUGGUGGACCGGGGCGAGGCAGGGGUUUGGGCCUGGGUAGGUCGCGAUGUCAACGCCAGGGAGAGACUGGAAGCUGUUAGAAACGCACGUGGUUUCGUCAAGAAGAAGAAUUACAGCGACGGCAUGCCGGUGGCCAGAGCAACAGAAGGUCAUGAACCGGCGGAAAUGAAGGCGUUAUUGAGAGGCUGGGAGCCUUCUAAAACUAGACCUCUGACUUUGCCGGUGAGUUUCGAAUCCGACUACAUGAAUGAAAGACCCAGAAUGGCGGCUGAGUGUCAACUAGUGGACGACGGGUCCGGCGAGAGGACUUUGUGGAGGGUUGAGCAGAAAGAGGGCAUGGUCCAAAUAGAGAACGACAGGGGAAUUUAUUAUGCUGAAACUUGUUACGUGAUGCUGUAUAAGUACGGCCAGGGACGAAGAUGUCGAAGUAUUAUUUAUUGUUGGGACGGUGUCCAUUCUAUCAAGGUAGAUCGUGACGCAGCGUUGACGGCAGCUUGUCAUUUGUCCGAAGAGACGAAUGCGCAGUUAGUGAAGGCAUCCCAAGGUAGAGAACCAUCUCAUCUAUUGCAGAUCUACGAUGGCAAGCUGAAGAUACUUGCUGGACGUCACCGCGAUUCGCCGCCAAAGAAAUAUCUGGUCAGAGUGUUCGGCUCGACGCCAUACACGUCAAAGGCAGUGGAACGUCCGAUGCGAGCGAGUAGUUUAGAUUCCAGCGCAGUGUUCAUCCUCUUCUCCAACAUACCAAUCGUCUGGUGUGGCAGCAAGAGCACAGGCGAUGCUCGACAGGCGUCACGACGUCUUGCACCCAGAAAUGCACCCCUCAUUAUUGAGGGUAAAGAGGGCGAUGACUUUUGGGUCGAACUUGGAGGAACAGGCACUUAUGGCACGGAAACUGAGGAAGUUGGUGAGGAACUGGACAAACACCUUUUUCAGUGCUGCACUGAAAAUGGUCUCUUUGUGGGCGAGGAAGUUCUCGGAUUUCGACAGAACUCUCUGAUACCAGAAGCCACCUGGUUGCUGGAUGCUGGUAGCGUGAUCUGGGUGUGGAUAGGCAAAUUUUCCGUUCCGAAGACAUUGCAAGAGUGUGUCGAGGACGCUACUAUAUAUCUUUACACACAUCCCGCAGGUCGAAAUCGCAAUACGACCAUUUCGGUGAUCAAGCAAGGUUUGGAACCGGCCACCUUUAUCGGGUUGUUCGAGAACUGGAAUCACAAUCUACUAAGGGAUUACAAACCGUUCGAGGUCUUCUGCGCCAUGCUAGAGGACAGAGAUCAAUCAACGAGAACGCAGAUGGCCUCGAAGGCUACCACGGAUUUCGAUAAUUACAUCAAGUAUCCGCCGGCAAUGCUGAAGAGCGAACCAGAUAAUCUGCCAGCUGGCGUCGAUGUCAGACGCAAAGAGAUGCACUUGACUUAUGACAAUUUUAUUGUAAUUUUCAAAAUGGAACCCGCGGAUUUCGAGAAAUUGCCCGCAUGGAAGAGGCAACGGCUCAAGCAGGCUGCUGGACUCUUCUAACAUUUAUAAAUAAUCGCUCCUCGUGUACAGGAUAUAAAAUUUAUAUUGAUUAUUACUUUUUCGAUCACAAGAUAAACUUGUAGGCAAUCUUUCUUAACAAAUUACUUUGUUACUUUACUCUACUUUGUAAGGAUGAUAAAUAUUUAUUAACCUGCUGGUAUCGCGGGGAUAUACAUAAGCCCACUUAAAAAAAGUUUAAGCAUUUUUUUUUUUUUUAUGAGAGUCAGCAUUUAGAAAUUGUAUUCUUUGUUUGCGCACACUCGGUAAUAUUUUUAUUACAAACAUUUAAAGAUUAGAUUUGAUAAUCAACACUUACUGUUUGAAAAAAGUUUACUAUAACUUAAGUUCAUAUAGAGUGCAAAAUCAAUUACGACGUGUCCAUCGCCUCGUGUUGAAUCGUGCGCACAGUUUCCUCCUCCACAAUGAUCGGCGUUAUUGUCUUUGUAAGCACCGCGGUGGUACCAGGCUUGUAACGAUAACUAAUUUGUCGCACACCCUUCACGCUGGCUCUGUCAUAUGGUCGCAGAUAUUCGACGCCAGCAUUGCGAAUGACGCAAAGAUCCACGUUGGAUCCUGAUGCUAAAUCGUUAAACACGCCAGCACGAAUUGCAUCCGCCACCAACUGCUUCGCCUCUUCCUCCUAAACAUGACAAUAAUUUUUUUAAUUCGACGA